AUUCGGGGGAAUUACUGCUCUGCCGCCGACUAAGUUGCAUUCCUUGAAUCUUCGCAGAAAAGACAAUUCUUUAAUCAGAGUUAGUAAUGUGGACAGCACAAAACCGAGAGAGUUUGGGGCUUCUCUCUUUCCCUGUGAUGAUUGCCAUGGUCUGUUGUGCACACAGCGCCAAUGAGCCCAGCAACAUGUCAUACGUGAAAGAGACAGUGGACAGAUUGCUCAAAGGAUAUGACAUUCGCUUGCGGCCCGACUUUGGAGGGCCCCCCGUGGACGUCGGGAUGCGGAUCGAUGUCGCCAGCAUAGACAUGGUCUCCGAAGUGAACAUGGAUUAUACACUCACCAUGUAUUUCCAGCAGUCUUGGAAAGACAAAAGACUUUCUUAUUCUGGAAUCCCACUAAACCUCACACUAGACAACAGGGUAGCUGACCAACUCUGGGUACCAGACACCUACUUUCUGAAUGACAAGAAAUCAUUUGUGCAUGGGGUUACGGUGAAAAAUCGAAUGAUCCGACUGCAUCCUGAUGGAACAGUUCUCUAUGGACUCCGGAUCACAACCACGGCUGCUUGCAUGAUGGAUCUGCGAAGAUAUCCUCUGGAUGAGCAAAACUGCACCUUGGAGAUUGAAAGUUAUGGCUAUACCACUGAUGACAUUGAGUUUUACUGGAAUGGAGGAGAGGGAGCAGUAACAGGAGUUAAUAAAAUUGAGCUUCCCCAGUUUUCAAUUGUCGACUACAAGAUGGUGUCCAAGAAGGUGGAGUUCACAACAGGGGCAUAUCCACGACUGUCACUAAGUUUUCGUCUCAAGAGGAACAUUGGUUACUUCAUUUUGCAAACCUACAUGCCUUCCACACUGAUUACAAUUCUGUCCUGGGUGUCUUUUUGGAUCAACUACGAUGCAUCUGCGGCCAGAGUCGCACUAGGAAUCACCACAGUGCUGACAAUGACAACCAUCAGCACUCACCUCAGGGAGACCUUGCCAAAGAUCCCUUAUGUUAAAGCAAUUGAUAUUUAUCUAAUGGGUUGCUUCGUGUUUGUGUUCCUGGCUCUUCUGGAAUAUGCCUUUGUAAAUUACAUCUUCUUCGGGAAAGGCCCUCAGAAAAAGGGAGCUAGCAAACAAGACCAGAGCGCCAAUGAGAAGAACAAAUUGGAGAUGAAUAAAGUCCAGGUCGACGCCCACGGCAACAUUCUUCUCAGCACCUUGGAAAUCAGGAAUGAGACGACCGGCUCGGAAGUCCUCACCAGCGUGAGCGACCCCAAGGCCACCAUGUACUCGUACGACAGCGCCAGCAUCCAGUACCGGAAGCCCCUGAGCAGCCGCGAGGCAUACGGGCGCGCCCUGGACCGGCACGGCGUGCACAGCAAGGGCCGCAUCCGCAGGCGCGUCUCGCAGCUCAAAGUCAAAAUCCCCGACUUGACUGAUGUGAACUCCAUAGACAAGUGGUCCCGGAUGUUUUUCCCCAUCACCUUUUCUCUUUUUAACGUUGUUUAUUGGCUUUACUAUGUGCACUAAGGUCUGUCCUCGUGGCUCAAUUUAGACCACUUUCCUCUUCUCUUGUUUUUUAACCCCACAGGUCCGCAGCAGUGAUACUGCUGUGUUUUUUGAGGUAGGAGAUUCAGCCAUCCAAUUGGUUUUAGGUCUUGCAUAUCAAUUUUAUUACUGCACCAUGUUUACUUCAAAAAAGGAGAAAAAAACAAAAAAACUCUAUUUUUUUCCAGUCUACUGUGGUCCAGGUUAUCAGCUCUAUAAGAGCUCUAUUAAUUGCCAUGUUUACAAAGACAAACUAACAAACACGAAGACAGAAGUUAGACAGGUAGAUCUUUAGCAAUCUUUCCUAGUCUCCCUGGAUUUGACUGAUUUAUUUUUUAAAUGGAUAUGAAAAGAGGACCUAGCUCUCUGCCUGCACUGCUUCCUGGUAAACUGUAACAAUCUCAUGCUGCCAAAAACAAAAACAAAAACAAAAACACAAUUUCCAGGAUCUCAGAAGAAAAACAAAGCCAUUGACAAGUUACAGAUUUCCAGGAAGAGGAGAAAACAUAAAGGAACCUAGAAGAGGAAGGAAGACUCCUCUUCACCCUUACUUUCCCCCAAGUCCCUUGUAGAGGGGUCCUUGGCUCCCUGGGGAGAGGAGGGAGGGAUUGGCAAGCACAAAUCAAGACUAGGCAAAACGAGCUGGCCAUCUUCACCUCAACUUUUAGCUGGAUAUUCUGAAAUACUUCUCUUUCAGAUUUUCAGGCAAAAUUUAAAUUAGCAUUAGAAUCCAACCUGGUAGCCAUUGAGAACUUUUUUUUUCCUUGAAAAUGAGGAGUUUGUGGGGGCAAUGAACACUUUUCUAACUGACCAUUUCAACUGAGCAGCCCUGAAUUCAUUUCAUUAUCCUGGAAUCACCUGAUGCUCUGCCAUGAAGCCAUGCCACCACAUUUCACAUUCGUACUCCAGAGAGAGUGAGAGAAGGGGCCAGCGAGAGGUAAUGGUGGGCAAUUUCUGCUUGAGAAAAGCAUUGCCCUUUCCACAAGGAAGGCAAGAUUUAUGUGCUGUGAAAAGGGUGCCUGGGCAGUUACCUGAACUGCCAAAUCUUAAAUCAAAUAGUAUAUAUUUCUUAGCCUUCCAGGGAGCAGUAUCUAAUGGUGACAGGCUACUCAAACAGGCCUUAGGUAGCACUUGAUGGCUCUGCUCUCUGUGCUCUGCAUUCCAAAAUGGGAAACAGAAAUGAAUGCUUCAGGAAAUGCAUGGACACUCAUUUUGGUGUCAUUCUCCUCUGUGGGUAGAUUUACAUUUUAAAGAAAACCUUCAGAAUAGCAAAAUCACAGAUAACAACAACAACGACAAAAGCACUGGGCCUUCAAACACUGACACCACCCCCUAAAGUGGAAGCCCUGUCUAUACCAUUAAUCAAUUUCAUUAUUGCUCUGCCUUAUCUCUGCUCCUGUAUUACUGCUAGGCUUGGUUCUCAUAGAAAGGACAUCCCUCAGUAGCCCACCAACACAAUUCUAAACAAGUCAACCAACUAUAGUUGGAAUUUGUCCCCUUGUAUGUCAUUAAAACAUUAUUAUUAUUUUGACUUAACAGCAGCAAACAACAAAUCUAUGAAGUCUGUGUGAUCAUUUGCAAGGCUGAGUGAAAUCCUAAGGAGACUAACCAGUGAUGGGGCCUGAUCCAUGGAUGUGAAAUAAGGAUUGAGGUAAUGAUGAGGAUGGUUGCCUUGUCUGAUGAUCUGGCUUUCUCCCGAAGGCUGUGAUGAGGGCCGUGUUUGUAGUAGUAUCAGCUGCUGGAAAUUAUGGUCUUAAUUGUAAAGAUAAGGCUAAAUUCCCACUGAUAAGCCCAAGGGGAGAGAGUUAUGAAUACUCUUUUAGAUAGUGAGAGGAAAAGGGAACUCCACCUCAAAAUAAAUGAAUGAUUAUGGUUGAAGAGAACAUGCAUUUAGUAAGAAUAUCAAACCUCUGCUUUACUUGGAAAAAAAUGGU
This is a messenger RNA of Trichechus manatus latirostris (Florida manatee), 3463 nucleotides long. RefSeq names its product gamma-aminobutyric acid type A receptor subunit beta1 (gene GABRB1). Gene Ontology annotation, molecular function: extracellular ligand-gated monoatomic ion channel activity; chloride channel activity; neurotransmitter receptor activity. Bases 87 to 1511 code for a protein of 474 amino acids. Gene Ontology annotation, cellular component: plasma membrane; GABA-A receptor complex; neuron projection. The transcript has 9 exons. NCBI's taxonomy places the organism in Eukaryota, Metazoa, Chordata, Mammalia, Sirenia, Trichechidae. Gene Ontology annotation, biological process: nervous system process; regulation of membrane potential; chemical synaptic transmission. The record is from RefSeq and is a predicted model, not a curated record.